Messenger RNA from Vanessa tameamea, 4907 nucleotides. RefSeq names its product failed axon connections (gene fax). Gene Ontology annotation, cellular component: cytoplasm. NCBI's taxonomy places the organism in Eukaryota, Metazoa, Arthropoda, Insecta, Lepidoptera, Nymphalidae. The coding region runs from base 186 to 1319 and encodes 377 amino acids. The transcript has 6 exons. The record is from RefSeq and is a predicted model, not a curated record.
CUUGGCAACCAGUUAUUCAGUCAGUUGACUAUCUGUAGGACGGCUUUGCGCCUUGCGGUAGUCAGUUACACUGCUAGCGCUGCUAACGCACCCUGUGUUAGCGGUGGUGAACUAAAAUUAUUUAAAAUAAAAAAACGCGAGUCGACUGUGUGUGAAGUAUAAGCCUUGUGUAAAUUUCUUGCACCAUGGCUACAGAAGUAAUAAACAAUGUACCAGAAAAUACAGAGAAAGAAAAAGAACUAAAAGACGACGCUGCGGCGGAUAAUGGUCAAACAAAAGAAGAAGCACCGGCUUCGGGCGAAAAGACAGAAACGAAGGUAGCUGAAGAGAAAAAGGUUGAACCAGCACCUCCUAAGCCAACUGUGCACAAAAUUAAUUUUGAGAAAGAUGUCGUAUAUAUGUAUCAAUUCCCACGAACUCCUUUGUUGCCGUCGACUUCGCCGUACUGCUUGAAAGUUGAAACAUGGCUCCGCUUGGCUGGUAUCAAAUAUGAGAACGUUGAUCACAAGGCGAAAUUCCGCUCUAAAAAGGGACAGCUUCCUUUCGUGGAGCUGAACGGCGAAGAAAUAGCCGACAGCGCCUUCAUCAUCAAGGAGCUCUCGGAGAAAUACAACAAAGAUUUGGAUGCCGGUCUGACGCCCGAUCAGCGGGUGGUUACGCACGCGAUGAUUUCGAUGAUAGAGAACCACCUUUCGUGGGUGAUUCUUUGGUGGCGUGCCAAGUACCCGGACAGUGUUAUCAAGGGCUAUCAAGUGAAUCUACAGAACGCUCUGAACACCCGCCUUCCAAACCCGAUACUCAACUUCUGUUAUAAAUUCACCUCUGGACGCAAGGGUAUGAAGAAGGCAAAGGCUCACGGUAUCGGCGUGCACAGCCAGGACGAGAUCAUCGAGUUCGGCAAGAACGACCUCCGCGUGCUCUCUGACCUGCUCUCCGAUAAGCCAUUCUUCUUCGGAGAUGAGCCCACACUCCUGGACAUAGUGGCCUUCGCUAAUUUAGCUCAGCUGCACUUCAUAGACAAGGAAGUGCAACAUGCCCUACGCGACGCUCUCAAUGAGUCGUUCCCUAACCUCGUGGGGCUCGUGUCUCGUCUCAAGGAACGAGCCUAUUCCGAUUGGGAUGAGAUAUGCGCGAUUGAGACCAUGGCGGUUACUGCAAAGAAAGAGAAAGACACCAAGGAGGGAACCGGUCCCGCUGAGAAACAGGCAAUGGCCGAUGAUGCUGAGAAAGGAAAGGGUGAUGAGAAAGAAAAAGAACUAGAGAAGGAACCGGAGGAGAAGGAGAAGGAGAAAGAAAAGGAGAAGGAGAAGGAGAAGUAAAUGCGAUUAUAGUGGACGCUCGAACCCACUACCAUACUUACAUACAAGUUGAUACAUUUAGGAGUCAGACUCAUAAUACAAUCUGUAUAUUGUAAGCGUGUAAAUCCAUUUGUCUUUCCCGUAUUAUCAGUUGGUGACGCGAGUCCGUCUAAUUACAUUUUCGUUUGACCGCCAGGCAAAUACCAUACGCACUAUAAAAAAAAUUAAAGUUUUUAAUAAAAAAAAACUUGAAUUAUACAUCCAUCCAUAUAAAAUUAUUACAAUUCCAUUUUUGACGUUGCUUAUAAAAGAUUUGAUCAGCAGUAUUUUGAAACAAAAAUGUGCGUAAGGGAAUUUUGCCCGUUGGUCUUUUUUAUCCAUUAUUUUAGCUUGGUAUAGUGUUUCGUGCGUUUGUCGACCCGUAAUUAUAAUUCGUUGGCGUUAUCUAAAUUGAAUUGUAUGUUUAAAGCUUUUUUUAGUUAUCAAUUUUAACAUAUAUUAUUCGAUUGCUUUGUCCAUAUAAUUUUGGUAUUAAAUUUAUUAUCAGAUAGGUAGAUCGGUUAUUAAGGUACUUACAGGAGUAGGUAAACAUUUAUUUGAAUAAAUUAUAUAAUAUUAAUUAAUGAUAAGCGAAAUUAAUAUUGACAUUCAUUCAUUGUAUUGUUAAGUAUGGAAUGUUUAGUGCUUACGAUCAUCGAUGACUUCUUGGUCAUUCGACUAUAAUUAGUCAUCAAGGGAGCGUUUCAUGACUUUUAAAUUGAUUCAUCGGGUAGGAUACGUAUCUUAUUUAUGAGAAUAUAUACUCAAUUCAUAUUAUGAUAACGGUAGGCAUUUCAAAUCGGACACAUUAUAGUUGUGAAGUAUAUUUAAAUAAGACUAGUAUAAUUGAUACCAAAAAUUGGCGAAUGUUUAUUAGAUAAAAUUGGAAAGUAAAGGUUUAAAACAUGCGAUAGCGGAUACCGGCCACGCGAGGUGCGCUCGUAGCCGGCGUUUGCUGAGAAAUGUUUUGAGAUUCUUGUACUCUAUUGGUUUAUACAAAAAUAAAAUUAAAAAAAAGAAAUUUACAAUUUACAAAUUUUUGAUAAAACGAAAACACCUGGAAGACUGUUUUUCAUAUUAUUAUGUAUUCAUAGUCCGUAAUGUUUUGAUAAUGUAUUCAUUGUUAAGGUUAAGAUGUAUUCAACUUUUUAUAUAUAAUUAUAAUCGUCCAUAAUAUUUUGGUCCGCGUCCGAGCAUUAUACUCGCCGUCGUCGCACCUCUAGCGAACCAUCUGCUACCCCAUUCCCUAUCAAUCAAUCCUUCAUCAUCAUCAUCAUUUUCAUCAUCAUCGUCGUUAUUAUCGUCACCAUUUAGAUCAUCAUCAUCUUCAUGAUCAACAUUUAAAUCGUCAUUAUUAUCAACAUUGUCUAGAAUCAUCAUUGCCAUAAUCGUUGUCGUCAUUAUUAUCAUCUUUGCCGUCAUUAUCAUUACCAUAAUCGUCGUUAUCUUCAUCAUCAUUACCAUAAUUGUCAUUAUCAUCAUCAUCUUCAUCAUUAUCAUCGUCAUCGUCAUUAUCACUGUCGUAGUCGUCACCGUCAUCAACCAUCAUCUUCAAUUCAACCAUUGACAUUAUGUUUUUCAUAAUCAACAUCCAUCAUCGUCAUGAAAAGCGUUUAAUUUCGGUAAUUCUCUCUUAAGACUGUUUCCGACUUUAAACAUUAUAAAUGUAUUGAUAAUAUGACGCCACAUCGAUGGAUACCAUCCAAAUCGACAUUGAAUAAACCGUCACUGAGACAGGCUUUAUAAAUUAAGUUAGCUGGUAAUUUUAAAGUAUUCCCCAUUCUCGAUUCACUUUUACCUUUAUUAUUUCGAGCAGUCGUCAGACCUGUAUAGCAGUUUCGAGGUGUUGAAACGUUUUCACCAACGUCCAACGUUGAUAUUAUCCGUGGACGUGGGCUUGAAAUAACUGUCUUGAUUAUUAAGGGUCUGCAGUUUGGCGGCGGAGCGUUGCGAACUUUGGUCUCGCACGACUUUUUACGUUGUUAUAUCCUGAAUAGGCGAAAUUUAUACGAGACCGCGAUCUAGGUUCCGGUCUGUAAGCUUACCAUUAGUAGAUGACAGGUCGUUCGCUAGAUGGAGGACCUCCCCGUCUAUAUAGAUCGAGUAACUAUCCAUCUUCAAAUCUCUUAUUAAUGUUAUACUUAGCAUAGUAGAAUGUACAUUUGAUAAUAUCUAAAAUGAUGUUCACAAUGAGUAGAUAUCAUAUUAAGUGGGUUCGUCUUCCCCGGUCCCGCGAGACUCGGUGCGGCUCACUAAAUGAUAUUAGAUUUAGGUCCUAGCGUAACAUAGAUAGCUCGUGAACGUCCACCUGUCGCGUUAGCUGUAAGCCCCGAGGGCGAAGCGAAAGAUGACUCGUCCCGUUUUAUAAUAAUAGUGGUAUUAGUUCGGGUUUUUGAGUUGACGUAUGAAUUUAAUUUGUCAUUAUUGGGGUAAGGUAGACGUCCGCGUCCCUCCCACAACUGCUGACCAUCACUGCCAUUAGCCUCGGAUGUAAGAGUUAAGAUUAGGAAAGUUAGAUUAGGACGUUGAUGGUCACCCCACGCGACAAUCAAACGAUUCGCGCGGUUCUACCUAAAUCGUACUCUAGCGAUAGGUACAUAUAUAGAUGUAAUAUUGAGGCUAAUAUCGAUACCGAUAGCAGAGCCUGUUUCAGUGCUUCAUCCAGCUCGGGCGAACACGAACGAGCUAACCCUCCACUUCUCAUGUCUUUCACCGCACGCACGCAUCACGCAUCUGUAGCGCGUCACACGCUAUGCUGAUACUAUUAUAUGCUGCGAUAACUUCAUGGAUCACACUCAUGUGGAUAGACAAUUAAUUUUAUUUAUAUAUAUUAUAUAGAAUCUCUUCAUUCUCCUGAAUGCCUUCUCAUGCGCCACAAUAAAAAAAUCCAUUCGAUCGUAAGGCGAGCGGUAUUUCGUAUAAAAAUCAAAUGGCCAUAGUAUUUUCAUGGCGUGUGACGCGCUUGAAGUUAGUAAGUGAGCGCGACGGGUGUUCUGUUUCACUCGGAUAUCUUAGUUAUAGCUGUGUACGUAGUAGUGGUAGGCUUAAGCGAUAACGACGCACUGUAGCCGUCGGUCGCGAUGAUGGGACAAUAAAGAAGCGACAAGUCGAUUGUGUUGUGACACGCGGUGAUUGAACGAACGGCGAACUCUCUUUAUUGUCCCACUUCGUAGAAUAAAUUUACAUUUAAUCAAAUUCGACUUUUAUGAAAUGACUCAAUUUGUGUUGUAAGUUUUAGUGCUAUAAUACAAAUUAAUCAUAAAUAAUUAUAGGUACUACUGUAUGUUUUAUAUAUAAAAUAGAUUUGUAGAGAUACAAUUUUAUUAAAAUGAGUUUUAUUAUGUAUUAGUUACGCUUCAUUUUAUAUUGAUGUGGAUCAUUCACUUUUGUGGUUUAUUCAAUUAUCGUGUCAAUAUCUAGUUAUAUAAGUAAUAUUCGUUAGAUAGUAAUGGUUCGCCAUAAUUGUACCCUUUAAUAUAAUUAUACAACUUAACUGAGCUUUCAGUGGAAACGAUUCCCUUCAAGAAUUUCUGUAUAACAUUCUAUCGACAUUAAAGUAUAUAUCUAAUA